AUAUUGCUUCUCUCCUUCACCCUAGGCUUUGAACGAUCCGCUUCACACAUAGAUCUAUCCAAUAUUUCUUGAAUUUACCUUAUAUAAAAGAUCAUGUCGCCUGUCUUAAUUUCUUAUGUUGUAUGAUCCUCAUAGUUUCUCUCUAUUUCCUCAUUUUCCUUGGUAAGAAAAUGCAGAGGUCGUGGAGCACCAAUUCCCGUGACUCUGAUGAGUUCUCUGUCAAUCUGUCAGAGACUACCACAGCUCUUCCCCUCGCAGCUGCCAGUUACUUGCCAGUGUAUACAUCCAGAUCUGAUGCGGAGAAGAAGGGGACUGAAUUACCGCAUCACAAGUCAACUGCAGAAAAAGCCAUUCACCUUAUCCCUGUUGUGUUAGUUCUGUGCGGUUUGAUUCUUUGGUUUUCUUCUCAUCCAGGUAAACCGUGAUCAAAUAAACGAAGACAAGCAUAUAUAUAUAUAUAUAUAUAUAUAUUGUUUUUUCCUUUUUAUUUUAUAUGUAAUUUUGGUGAUGCAAAUUAUAGCUUUGAUUUCUGACAAGAAGGGAAAUGUAAGGCAAUUAUUUUCAGGCAACAUAUUCUUCCGACUGUUUUUUCCAUUUUAUUUUCAAUUUGUUCCGAUAAAGAAAACUUUAUUUA
This is a messenger RNA of Rubroshorea leprosula, 634 nucleotides long. NCBI's taxonomy places the organism in Eukaryota, Viridiplantae, Streptophyta, Magnoliopsida, Malvales, Dipterocarpaceae. The record is from the annotation of a GenBank genome assembly.